AUGGAUACCCGAGUAAGAUGGAAAGUUAAACGGAGGAUAAGGGACGCCCAAAUCACUUUAGCGGUGAUUCUGCUUUUUGUCACGUCGCACGCAAGUUCAGCAGAACCAGCAGACCUCUUGAAGAUUUUAGAUUUUCACAGUUUACCCGAGGGUGUUACAAAAACAACGGGUUUCUGCUCAAAUAGAAGGUCAACACAAGGCCCCGAUGUGGCUUACAGAGUAUCCGAAAGCGCCCAGCUCAGUGCCCCCACCAAACAAUUGUACCCAGGUGAUGUCUUCCCUGAGGAUUUUUCCAUCUUGGCCACAGUGAAGCCUAAGAAGGGCAGCCAGUCCUUCCUCUUGUCUGUGUACAAUGAGCAGGGCAUCCAGCAGCUCGGACUAGAAGUGGGCCGUUCUCCUGUGUUCCUGUAUGAGGACCACACAGGCAAACCCAGUCCCGAGGACUACCCCCUUUUCAGAGGAGUCAACCUAGCCGAUGGAAAGUGGCAUCGAGUGGCCAUCAGUGUGCACAAGCAGACCAUCACCCUCAUUCUGGACUGUAAAAAGAAGACCACCCAGAAGCUGCUCAGGAGCCCCCACCCCAUCAUUGAUACCAAAGGAAUUAUCGUGUUUGGAACUAGAAUACUUGAUGAAGAAGUCUUUGAGGGAGACAUCCAGCAGCUAAUGAUUGUAGCAGACCAUCGUGCUGCCUAUGACUACUGUGCGCACUAUAGCCCCGAUUGUGAAGUGCCAGUGCCGGACCAGCCACAGAACCAGGAUCCUAACGAGGAGAGCUACUAUUAUGAAUACCCUUAUUAUGAUGACGAUGACGGCAAGCCCUUUGAAACCAUUACGGAUUCUAGCACUAUCGUAAAAGAAACCAAGGUGAUAGAUGGAGCCACUUCAUUGGGCGGCGCCAGCUCCGUUGCCACCAGCUCAUCAUCGGGCACAUCCUCCAGCUCAUCCAGCAGCUCUUCAUCCAGCAGCUCGUCAAGUACUGCCACCGGAGGGGACGACUCAUACACAGAGGAGACGAGUCCUUACGACGAUUUAUAUGGCAACUACGAUACCUACUACGACGAGUCCACGAGUCCACCUGCGGUCGACAGUUCUCGACGUGUCACCAUCAACAGCGUCGGCACCGGAGGUGAACUGGACUUGGGAGCAGGAACGAGAGUUGACUUGGGAACUGGGACUGGAAUCGAGAGUAAAGUGAUCAGCACCGGUGGAGGAACUUCUAUAACAAUCACCAGAAAUAAAACAACAGGUGGAAGUUCUUACAGUGACUAUGAUGAUGGGUAUGACUAUGGAGUGGACUACUACACUACCGGUGGUGGUGGUGGAGGAAGCAGCAGCUCUACAGUUCAAGUUGGUGCUGGUGGUGGAGGCAGCAGCAGCUCUACAGUUCAAAUUAGUGGUGGUGGUGGAGGCAGCAGCAGCUCUACGGUUCAAAUUGGUGGUGGAGGCAGCAGCAGCUCUACGGUUGUAGUUGGUGGAGGAAGCAGCAGCAGCUCUACGGUUCAAGUUGGUGGAGGAGGCAGCAGCAGCAGCUCUACCUUGACGAUAGGUGGCGGGUCAACCGGAGGAGGCUCCGUAUCUGUCAGUGGUGGCUCUGUUUCGGUAGGAGGUGGUUCCGUAUCCGUGGGGGGAUCCUCCUCUGGAGGUGGUUCAGUUUCUGGCGGUGCCACUGCUACCGGGACUGGCCUUGGUGUGGACGGCAACGGUGACUACCCGGAUCUGGAUAAAUUCAAGGAAGAGGACAUCACAGACUACGGAGAUUUAGAUGCCUACGAUGAAUAUGGAGAUUACUCCGACAAAGUGCUGCCUGCCGAGACCGAUGAGUACUACGGACAGGUCGACGGAGCUCGUGGGGAAAAAGGACAGAAGGGAGAGCCUGCUGUUAUCGAGCCUGGAAUGCUAGUUGAGGGUCCAGCUGGGCCUGAGGGGCCAACAGGUCUGCCUGGACCCCCUGGUGCUUCCGGCCCUCCAGGCAGCCCUGGAGAUCUUGGAGAGAGGGGUCUUCCAGGUCGUCCUGGUCUUCCUGGUGCUGAUGGUCUGCCAGGACCCCCUGGAACUGUCUUGAUGCUGCCUUUUAGAUUCAGCGCCGGAGGGGACUCUGGACAGAAGGGACCUGCUGUUUCAGCACAAGAGGCCCAGAUGCAAGCCAUCAUGCAGCAGGCCAGGCUGGCUAUGCGUGGUCCCACGGGUCCAAUGGGUAUGACUGGAAGACCUGGACCUCUGGGUCCUCCUGGUGUAUCAGGAUUGAAGGGAGAGUCUGGAGAGGGGGGACCUCAGGGACCACGUGGACCUCUGGGAUCUCCUGGACCCCCUGGAAAGCCUGGCAGACGGGGUCGUUCCGGAGCCGACGGUGCCAGGGGAAUGCCCGGACAGACCGGACCCAAGGGAGACAGAGGGUUUGACGGUCUGGCUGGACUUCCUGGUGAAAAAGGACACAGAGGUGAACCUGGUCCCCAUGGACCUCCUGGUGGUCCUGGAGAGGAUGGAGAAAGGGGAGACGAUGGAGAAAUCGGACCCAGGGGACUUCCUGGUGAACCAGGGCCCCGAGGUUUGCUGGGACCAAAAGGACCUCAGGGACCACCUGGACCACCUGGUGUUACUGGAAUGGACGGUCAACCUGGACCCAAAGGAAACAUAGGACCUCAAGGAGAGCCAGGUCCUCCUGGACAGCAAGGAAACCCAGGUGCCCAAGGACUUCCCGGACCCCAAGGAGCGAUUGGACCCCCAGGAGAGAAGGGUCCAACUGGAAAGCCAGGUUUGCCAGGAAUGCCAGGGGCUGAUGGCCCACCGGGUCAUCCCGGAAAAGAGGGUCCUCCUGGAGAGAAAGGACACAUGGGCCCCUCUGGCCCUCAAGGCCCCAUUGGUUAUCCUGGACCUCGAGGCGUAAAGGGAGCCGAUGGUGUUCGUGGCCUCAAGGGAACCAAGGGUGAAAAGGGCGAAGAUGGCUUCCCUGGCUUCAAGGGAGACAUGGGUAUCAAGGGAGACAGGAACUUGGACCAGCUGGACCCAGAGGUGAGGAUGGUCCUGAGGGGCCAAAGGGUCGCUCAGGCCUUCCAGGAGACGCUGGUCCGCUCGGGCCCAACGGAGAGAAGGGUAAACUUGGAGUUCCAGGACUGCCAGGAUAUCCAGGAAGACAAGGACCAAAGGCAAGGAUCUCAGGGCUUCCAAGGUUUCCCUGGAGCCAAUGGAGAGAAAGGCACUCGGGGAACAGGAGGAAAGCCAGGCCCACGUGGACAGAGAGGACCAACGGGACCCCGAGGAGAGAGGGGGCCAAGAGGACCAACAGGAAAAAAUGGACCAAAAGGUAACUCAGGAAACGAUGGCCCCCCAGGACCUCCUGGUGAGAGGGGUUUGCCAGGACCUCAGGGACCAACAGGCUUCCCAGGACCAAAGGGCCCUCCUGGAAAGAUGGGCUGCCCGGACAUCCUGGACAGAGAGGAGAAACUGGACCAACAGGUGAAACUGGGCCAAUGGGCGAUCGGGGUCACCCUGGACCCCCAGGCCCACCUGGUGAGCAGGGUCUUCCUGGAGCAGCUGGAAAAGAGGGAGCUAAGGGUGACCCUGGUCCUGCUGGCCCAGCUGGCAAAGAUGGCCCUCCUGGGCCAAGAGGUUUCCCUGGAGAGAGAGGUCUUCCUGGCCCUGUGGGCUCUCCUGGUGAGCGUGGUCCUGCUGGACCAGCAGGACCUACAGGUAUGCCUGGACGUUCUGGCCCUCAAGGACCUCCGGGCCCUGCUGGAGAGAAAGGUGGACCGGGAGAGAAAGGACCUCAAGGCCCAGCUGGAAGAGAUGGUGUUCAGGGACCCGUUGGUCUACCCGGACCUGGAGGACCUCCUGGGCCACCAGGAGAGGACGGAGACAAGGGGGAGCUUGGAGAGCCAGGACAGAAAGGAAGUAAAGGUGACAAAGGAGAACAUGGUCCGCCUGGUCCUACUGGCCCUCAAGGACCUGUUGGAGCACCGGGUCCUGCUGGUGCAGAUGGUGAGCCGGGUCCCAGAGGCCAGCAGGGUAUGUUUGGCCAGAAGGGAGAUGAAGGGUCAAGAGGCUUCCCAGGACCUCCAGGCCCAGUUGGACUGCAGGGCUUGCCCGGUCCACCUGGUGAGAAAGGUGAAACAGGAGACGUCGGGUCCACCUGGUCCCCCUGGUCCCCGCGGUCCCUCUGGACCCCCAGGAGCAGACGGCCCUCAGGGCCCACCUGGUGGUGUAGGAAACCCUGGCCCUGUGGGAGAAAAGAUUCUGGUGAAACAGGAGAGCCCGGACUUCAGGGAGAAGUUGGCCCACCUGGUCCAAGAGGAGAGCGUGGAGAAAAGGGAGAAGGUGGUCCUGCUGGUGCUGCUGGACCUCCUGGCCCUAAAGGUCCCCCUGGGGAUGACGGUCCCAAAGGCAGUCCAGGUCCAAGUGGUUUCCCUGGUGACCCCGGUCCACCUGGAGAGCCUGGGUUUAGACGGUCCAGCGGGUGACAAGGGAGAUGAUGGAGAGGCUGGUCAGCCUGGUUCACCUGGUCCCACUGGAGAGUCUGGUCCCUCAGGACCACCAGGAAAGAGGGGGCCACCUGGAGCAUCAGGACCAGAGGGAAGGCAAGGAGAAAAGGGAGCCAAGGGAGAGUCUGGAUUGGAGGGUCCUCAAGGAAAGACAGGCCCUGUUGGCCCUCAAGGAUCCCCUGGCAAGCCUGGUUCAGAAGGACUCAGGGGCAUUCCUGGUGCUGUUGGAGAGCAAGGACUUCCUGGUUCUCCAGGCCCAGAUGGACCCCCUGGACCCAUGGGCCCUCCUGGAUUACCCGGCUUAAAAGGAGACUCUGGUGUCAAAGGAGAAAAAGGCCAUCCGGGUCUCAUUGGUCUUAUUGGCCCCCCAGGUGAACAGGGAGAGAAGGGUGACAGAGGUCUUCCAGGCCCUCCGGGAUCAUCAGGCCCCAAAGGAGACAAUGGUAUUGCUGGUCCUACAGGUCCCCUUGGUCCCGUUGGCCCUCCUGGUUUACCUGGUCCUCCAGGUCCCAAAGGAGCCAAAGGAUCAUCUGGUCAAACUGGACCAAAAGGAGAGACUGGAACACCUGGACUCCCUGGGCCACCUGGUCCUCCUGGCGAUGUCAUCCACCCACUUCCAAUCAUGUCCUCCGUCAAGGGAAGAACACGUAGGAAUAUUGACGCUAGCCAAAUGAUGGAUGAUGCAGCUGUGGACGCCAACUAUAAGGACUAUGACGAUGGCAUGGAGGAAAUCUUUGGCUCGCUCAACUCACUUAAACUUGAGAUCGAACAAAUGAAGCACCCACUGGGUACUCAGAGCAACCCUGCUCGUACCUGCAAGGACCUCCAACUCUGCCACCCUGAUUUCCCCGAUGGUGAAUACUGGAUUGAUCCGAACCAGGGCUGCUCGCGGGACUCCUUCAAGGUUUACUGCAACUUCACAGCAGGUGGAGAGAGCUGCAUCUUCCCAGAUAAAAAAUCAGAAGGGGCUAGGCUCACAUCCUGGGUAAAGGAGAAUCCCGGUUCCUGGUUCAGUGAAUUCAAACGUGGUAAACUGAGCAAAAUGGCAAAAUGGCCCAAAGACUCGCCAGGCACAUGGUAUAGUCACUACAAGAGAGGUUCCCUGCUUUCCUACGUGGACGCAGAGGGCAACCCCAUCGGCGUGGUCCAGAUGACUUUCCUGCGGUUGCUGAGUGCAGCCGCCCGGCAGAAUAUGACAUACAACUGCUACCAGUCAGUGGCCUGGCACGACCAGGACCAGGACAACCACGACAAGGCCAUUCGCUUCCUGGGAUCCAACGAUGAGGAGAUGUCCUAUGAUAACAACCCCUACAUCCGCCCCCUGGUCGAUGGCUGUGCGAUGAAAAAGGGCUAUGAAAAGACAGUACUUGAGAUCAACACGCCAAAGGUGGAACAGGUGCCUUUUGUGGACAUCAUGUUCAAUGAUUUUGGUGGCUCCACGCAGAAGUUCGGAUUCGAAGUGGGGCCUGUCUGUUUCAUCGGCUAA
This is a messenger RNA of Menidia menidia (Atlantic silverside), 5961 nucleotides long. The record is from the annotation of a GenBank genome assembly. Lineage: Eukaryota; Metazoa; Chordata; Actinopteri; Atheriniformes; Atherinopsidae.